AUGGAUAAAACACAAACUUCGAUAAUAUCUGAACCAUUACCAAUAAAUCAUCCUCCAAACGACAUAGUAACUUUACAACAACAACCUUACGUUCAUUCUUGGACGUUAAGAGGUUUUCAUGAAUUAGUUAGACUCAUGUCUUUUAAUAGUUACCUGUAUAGUGACAGGUUUAGAUCUCCAAGAGGUUUAUUUGACGCUAAUUUAUUAUGCCACCCUGGAACUUGGACGAGUGACUUCUCUUUAUGUCCUCAACCUCACUUACAACCUCAUUUACAGUCCCACCUACAACCUCACUUACAGCCUCCUUUACAACCUCACUUACAAUCUCAUUUACAACCUCCUCACUUAUCUCACCUUCACUCUCAAUCUCAAUUACCUAAUCCUUUUAAUCAUAUUAACCGUAGACAAAGAAAUAAUAUUCCUCUUUCAACUGACGAUUCUGCUUAUCUAUGGCGUAUGAGGAUUUAUCCUAAUGGUUCCACUAAAAAAUCUUGUACUGAUACUUCAAAAGAACAUGCUGAAUUAAUUUAUGAAGGUAGUUUACAAAAAUGGGAUUUCGAAUUUCAUGGUAUAAAUUCUACUUAUGGUUUCCCUACUUUAGGAACUUUUCAUGAUUUAUUUCCUUUUGAUGAUAUAAACAUUCAUGAAGUUGAUUUGGUUGUUCCUCACAGAGUAAUUUUAGUUCAAAGAUCUGAAUAUUUUGAAAAAUUUUUGGGUGGUGUUUGGAAAGAAGGUAGUUUAAAAACAAUUCCAAUAAAACAUAUUCCUUUUGAUACUUUUCGUACAAUAGUUUAUUAUUUAUAUACUCUUAAAUUAGAUGAUAAUUUAGAUUUUAUUAUUCUUAAGGAUGUUUAUAUUAACGCUGAUAUGAUGAGAUUGGAACAACUUACUCAUUUAGUAGCUGAUAGAAUUAUUCGUAUGGUUGAUUAUGAUAAUUGGGAUCAAAUUUUAGAAAUUGGUUGGAAAUCAAAUAGUUUUAGUAGUAAGAUUUUAUUAAAAAAUGCUGCUUAUGAUUUUAUUCAUACUCAUUGGUCUGAUAUUAAGAAUACUGAGAAUAUGUCUUCAUUAAUUCAUUCGGCUAGCGUUGAUUGUAUUGAAGAAUUAAUGGAAGCUAAAAUGUUUGGUCCUCCUAAAUAA
Messenger RNA from Dentiscutata erythropus, 1137 nucleotides. Lineage: Eukaryota; Fungi; Glomeromycota; Glomeromycetes; Diversisporales; Gigasporaceae. The record is from the annotation of a GenBank genome assembly.